Molecule: messenger RNA, 2046 nt
Organism: Rotaria sp. Silwood1
Lineage: Eukaryota; Metazoa; Rotifera; Eurotatoria; Philodinida; Philodinidae
Source: the annotation of a GenBank genome assembly
AUGAUGAAAAAGUAUCGUCGAAUAAUAGGAGCAGCAAUGAAAUAUGUGAAACAAGCAGAUCCUAAUUCUCAUGCAUAUCCUCUUAUAUGGCUUGAUAGUUUGGUGAAUACAUCUCUGAAAUAUAUAAAUGGUCAAAAAUUAAUUCGGUCAUCCAUAGAUCAUUUAAAAGCAUUUGAAAAUGUUAAUAAAUGUGAAGUAUAUAUUCGAUCAAUAUCACAAGAUGAACGAAUUAUAUUAAUUGUUAGUGAUAAAUUAGCUCGAGAAAUUAUACCACGUAUUCAUGAACUUCGACAAGUUUCUUCAAUUUAUAUUCACUGUUUAGGUAAAUCAACAAAUGAGAAAUGGAUUAAACAAUACAAAAAAGUCAAAGAUAUUGUUACACAAUUUAAUCAAUUAAUUGAUAAAAUUCGAUUUGAACGUUCAAAACGAUGUCAAAAUCAAGUGAAUGAACCAUUAUCAAUAAGUCUUUUUCAAACGAAUGCAUAUCAUGAACAAUCAAAUAAUAUUUUUAACGAUCAAUUUAUUUAUUCACAAUUAUUAAUUGAUACUCUUCUUCAAUUAAAACCAAUGAAGACUGAGAAAAAUAAAUUAAUUCUUCAAUGUAAAGAAAAAUAUAACGGAAUUCAUAAUGAAUUAAAACUUAUACAAGAAUUUCAAGAGAAUUAUUCAUCAGAUAAAGCACUUUCUUGGUAUAUGAAAGAUUCUUUUAUUUAUCGAAUAUUGAAUGAAGCUCUUCGAACACAAAAUAUCGAUUUACUAUUUCUUUUUCGAUUUUUUAUUCAUGAUAUGCGACAAGAAAUCAUACAGAAUCAAUUUACGUCACCAAUUCAAGUUUAUCGAAGUCAAUUAAUAACCAAAGAAGAAAUGACAUCGUUAAAAAAUUCUCUUGGUCGUUUAAUUUCAAUGAAUUCAUUUUUGUCAACAACUGUUUCUCGUGAUUUAGCUAUAUUCUUUCUUAAUCAAUCAUCAUCUUCAACUGACCUUGAACGAGUUCUAUUCGAAAUUGAUGCUAAUCCAUCUUGUAAUUCAACAAAACCAUUUGGUUUUAUCAAAUCUAAUAGUUACUUUCAACAAAUAGAAGAAGUUUUAUUUACAUGCGGUUCUAUUUUUCGUAUAAUUAAUAUUCAUCGCCAAUCAGAUGGACUAUGGAUUAUACGAUUAUCAUUAUGUCCAGAUAAUGAUCAACAAUUAAAUAAAAUUUUUCGUUCUUUUAAAACAAAUGAAAAAAUCAAUAUACUUGCUUUUGGAAAUUUCUUAAGAAAAAUGAAUAAAAUAAAUGAAGCCGAAAAAUUUUUUACACGUUUAAUUAAUGAAUUAUCUGAUAAUUAUCCAAUAAUUGCUGAUUGUUAUUAUUCAUUAGGAUGUAUAGCAAUGGAAAAAAAUAUGUUGGAUUUAAGUCUCAAAUUGCAUAAAAAAUCGUUAGAAACUAAACUAAAAAUAUUAAAAGAAAAUGAUUUAAGUAUUGCUGAUAGUUAUAAUAAUAUUGGUCGAAUUUAUUUUCAAAAAUCUGAUUAUGAACAAGCAUUUUCAUCAUACUAUCAAGCAUUAAUAAUUACUAUAGAAGCUAAUGAUGAAAAUCAUUCAAAUGUAGCUAUUUGUUAUACAAAUUUGGGUGGAAUUUAUCAAAAACAAGAGAAUUAUAUUGAUGCACUUGAAUGUCAUCAAAAAGCAUUAGCAAUUCGUCAAAAAAAUUUGUCUAUUGAUCAACCAGACUUAGGUAUAUCACAUAAUAAUAUUGCUAUUAUUUAUUUAUGUCUUGGUCAAUAUGAUUUAGCAAUAGAACAUUAUAAUAUGUCACUUAAAAUUUUACAAAAUGCACUUCACCCAUUACAUCCAGAAAUUGCUGUUAGCUAUUGUGGACUUGGUCUUAUAUAUGAACAAAAAGAUCAAUUAGAAGAAGCUUUAUCUUAUUAUGAUAAAACAGGUGUUAUCUAUCGACAAGUGUUAUCUUACAUACAUCCAGAUGUUAUUCGUAUUGAACAACAUAUUCAAAGAAUAUCAUCGAAACUUAACAAUAAUACAAUACGACAACAAUCAAAAUCUUAG